Messenger RNA from Echinostoma caproni, 402 nucleotides. Lineage: Eukaryota; Metazoa; Platyhelminthes; Trematoda; Plagiorchiida; Echinostomatidae. The record is from the annotation of a GenBank genome assembly.
AUGAGCACUGCGAUUUGUCCCAAUACUGUUCUAGCCCCGACUUCAGUGCGCAUUCAUGGGGUCACUGGCCAUCAGUUGCAAUUACUUGGCGAAACAUUGUUGUGCGUUCAAUCUGAAUCCGGUGUAUCAAUCCCAAUCCGAUUCCUGGUAUCAUCCCACAGUCCGUCUAUUCUGGGCCUAGGAGCAAUGCGGCUACUACAAGGAUCCAUCACAUUACAUAUCAACAACGAUAAGCCAAUCACUGCAUAUCUUGAACAUUUGAUUGUACAGUGUUCCGGUAACGUUGGCAUGAAGGUACCGUCGGUAAAGAUGGAAGUGGAUGGUGAACCCAUUUUCCUAAAACGACGCGUCCUCCCAUACGGUCAACGGGAAGGUGUCCUGAAAGCGUUACAGAAAAUGUAA